Molecule: messenger RNA, 4444 nt
Organism: Xiphophorus couchianus (Monterrey platyfish)
Lineage: Eukaryota; Metazoa; Chordata; Actinopteri; Cyprinodontiformes; Poeciliidae
Gene: xpo1b
Product: exportin 1 (CRM1 homolog, yeast) b
Exons: 25
Coding region: 210-3248 (1012 amino acids)
Biological process (GO): ribosomal small subunit export from nucleus; protein export from nucleus; ribosomal large subunit export from nucleus
Cellular component (GO): nucleus; cytoplasm
Molecular function (GO): small GTPase binding; nuclear export signal receptor activity
Source: RefSeq, a predicted model, not a curated record
AGCAGACCAUGCAGCACAACAGCUGCUGGACUUCAACCAGAAAUUGGAUAUCAACUUGCUGGAUAAUGUGGUGAACUGCCUAUAUCAUGGCGUGGGACCUCAGCAAAGAAUGGCGCAGGAAGUGUUGACACACUUAAAAGAGCAUCCAGACGCGUGGACAAGAGUGGACACCAUCCUGGAGUUCUCGCAAAACAUGAACACCAAAUACUAUGCUCUUCAGAUACUGGAAACAGUUAUCAAAACAAGAUGGAAGAUUCUGCCCCGAAAUCAAUGUGAAGAUGCCUGAAUUUUGUUCAAGUGGCAAACCCAGUGCAGGGCGACCGGCAAGUAUAAAAAAGUAUGUUGUUGGGCUCAUUAUUAAGACUUCAUCGGAUGCUUCAAGUGUAGAGAAAGAGAAAGUGUACAUUGGAAAGCUGAACAUGAUCCUGGUUCAGAUCCUAAAGCAGGAGUGGCCCAAACACUGGCCCACAUUUAUCAGUGACAUUGUAGGCGCCAGCCGCACCAGCGAGAGCCUCUGUCAGAACAACAUGAUCAUCCUAAAGCUGCUCAGUGAGGAAGUCUUUGACUUUUCCAGCGGACAGAUGACCCAGGUCAAGGCAAAGCACCUGAAAGACAGCAUGUGCAAUGAAUUCUCCCAGAUUUUCCAGCUUUGCCAGUUUGUCAUGGAAAACUCCCAGAAUGCCCCUUUGGUCCACGCUACCCUGGAGACGCUCCUGCGUUUUCUCAACUGGAUCCCACUGGGAUACAUCUUUGAAACCAAACUAAUCAGCACGUUGGUGUAUAAGUUCCUGAACGUUCCCAUGUUCCGAAACGUGACGUUAAAGUGCCUGACGGAGAUCGCCGGCGUGAGCGUGAGCCAGUACGAGGAGCAGUUUGUUACCCUCUUCACUCUGACCAUGUGUCAGCUCAAACAGAUGCUGCCGCUGAACACCAACAUCCGGCUGGCCUACGCCAACGGGAAAGACGACGAGCAGAACUUCAUCCAGAACCUCAGCCUGUUUCUGUGCACGUUCCUCAAAGAGCACGGACAGCUCGUCGAGAAGCGGCUCAACCUCAGAGAGACACUAAUGGAGGCACUCCACUACAUGCUCCUGGUGUCGGAGGUUGAAGAGACGGAGAUCUUUAAAAUUUGUCUGGAGUACUGGAACCACUUGGCUGCUGAACUUUACAGAGAGAGUCCGUUCUCCACGUCUACGUCCCCCCUGCUCUCAGGCAACCAGCACUUUGAUGUGCCGCCUCGCAGACAGCUCUAUCUCCCCGUUCUCUCCAAGGUGCGUCUCCUGAUGGUGAGUCGGAUGGCUAAGCCGGAGGAAGUGCUGGUGGUGGAGAACGACCAGGGGGAGGUGGUCCGGGAGUUCAUGAAGGACACGGAUUCCAUCAACCUCUACAAGAACAUGAGGGAAACCCUUGUUUACCUGACUCACUUGGAUUACGCGGACACAGAGCGCAUCAUGACGGAGAAGCUUCACAACCAGGUGAACGGGUCUGAAUGGUCCUGGAAAAACCUCAACACGUUGUGCUGGGCCAUCGGGUCCAUCAGCGGCGCCAUGCACGAGGAAGACGAGAAGCGAUUCCUCGUUACUGUCAUUAAGGAUCUGUUGGGUCUGUGUGAGCAGAAGAGAGGAAAAGACAACAAGGCCAUCAUCGCUUCCAACAUCAUGUACAUCGUCGGCCAGUAUCCCCGCUUCCUUAGAGCUCACUGGAAGUUCCUUAAAACCGUCGUAAACAAGCUGUUUGAGUUCAUGCACGAGACCCAUGACGGCGUCCAGGACAUGGCGUGCGACACCUUCAUCAAGAUAGCGCAGAAGUGCAGACGCCACUUCAUCCAGGUCCAGGUGGGCGAGGUGAUGCCGUUCAUCGACGAGAUCCUGAACAACAUCAACACCAUCAUCUGCGACCUCCAGCCGCAGCAGGUUCAUACGUUUUACGAGGCGGUGGGUUAUAUGAUCGGAGCCCAGACGGACCAGGCGGUCCAGGAGCAUUUGAUAGAAAAAUACAUGCUGCUGCCCAAUCAGGUGUGGGACAGCAUCAUCCAGCAGGCCACCAAGAACGUCGACAUCCUGAAGGACCCGGAGACGGUGAAGCAACUGGGCAGCAUCCUGAAGACCAACGUCCGGGCCUGCAAGGCCGUGGGUCACCCGUUCGUCAUCCAGCUGGGCCGGAUCUACCUGGACAUGCUCAACGUCUACAAGUGCCUCAGCGAGAACAUCUCUGCCGCCAUUCAGACCAACGGUAUGGGUGAGAUGGUGACGAAGCAGCCGCUUAUCCGGAGCAUGAGGACGGUGAAACGAGAGACGCUGAAACUGAUCUCAGGCUGGGUUAGCCGAUCGAACGACCCGCAGAUGGUCGGAGAAAACUUCGUGCCGCCGCUCCUGGACGCCGUCCUCAUCGACUAUCAGCGCAACGUUCCGGCGGCCCGAGAGCCUGAGGUUCUCAGCACCAUGGCAACCAUCGUCAACAAGCUGGGAGGUCACAUUACCAGCGAGAUCCCGCAGAUCUUCGACGCCGUGUUUGAGUGCACGCUAAACAUGAUCAACAAGAACUUUGAGGAGUAUCCAGAACACAGAACCCACUUCUUCUACUUACUGCAAGCGGUGAACUCUCACUGCUUUCCAGCAUUCCUCGCCAUCCCCCCCGCCCAGUUUAAACUGGUGCUGGACUCCAUCAUCUGGGCCUUCAAACACACCAUGAGGAACGUGGCCGACACCGGUCUGCAGAUUCUCUACACGAUGCUGCAGAACGUGGCGCAGGAAGAGGCCGCGGCGCAGAGCUUCUACCAGACGUACUUCUGCGACAUCCUGCAGCACAUUUUCUCCGUGGUCACCGACACGUCACACACCGCCGGUCUGACGAUGCACGCCUCCAUCCUAGCCUACAUGUUCAACCUGGUGGAGGAAGGGAAGAUCACGGUGGCUCUGAACCCCGGCAGUCCCACCAACAACCAGGUGUUCAUCCAGGAAUACGUGGCCAACCUGCUGAAGACGGCGUUCCCCCACCUACAGGACGCUCAGGUGAAGAUGUUUGUGACGGGGCUGUUCAGUUUAAACCAGGACAUUCCUGCGUUCAAGGAGCACCUGAGGGACUUCCUGGUGCAGAUAAAGGAGUUUGCAGGCGAGGACACCUCGGACCUGUUCCUGGAGGAAAGGGAAGCGUCGCUCCGUCAGGCCCAAGAGGAGAAACACAAGAUCCAGAUGUCGGUACCGGGCAUCCUGAACCCCCACGAGAUCCCGGAGGAGAUGUGCGACUGAGCUGCAGCUCAGGCAAAACUUGUACAGUAUCCAAACAACAACAACAAACCCCCGAUCACAACAAAACCUAAGAGAGGCACUUGGUGGCGUACGGUGGGAGUUAGCCCAGCCCAGCCUCUGCAGCGCGGGCUGUCCCUCCGGAUGUUUGUUGACCAAAAUAAUGCCAAUAAUAUCUUGUAAAUGAUUAGCGCGUCACUCUGUGGCCCCUUUUUACAUAACUCUGUGUUUUUGUAUGGAGACUUUUUUGCGUAUUAACUUUCCGGCGGUAACGUUGUCGGUGGUCUCUGGUCCAUCCCAGACCUGCAUGAUAAACUUGUAACAAUCGGUUGGAGGGCAAAGAUUUGUUUUUUGUUCACCUUUUGAUUAUGUUUCCCAGUUCUUCCUGUUUUUUUUUUUUUUCUGCAACACGUGUUUGUAUGUAAAUAUCUUCUGUUAGCGGCGUCGCGCCGGCAGAAGCUUCAGAUGAUCAUGUUUCCUUGGAAUGUGAAUCUAACAGAAAACGAAUGAAGGCUCUGUUGCUCAUAAGUUCUAGUAAAACCAACCUGCUAUCAGCAGAGGGUAUUUUUUCCUCUUUUUUUGUUCGUUUUUAGGGAAAACCGGAUUUGUGCAUAUCAUCCCAAUUGUAUAGCAUCUUGAAUACCAUGGGAACACUGUUUUUUCUUUUAUUCUUUUUUUUGUGGGUGUGUGCGUGCGUGUGUGUGCUGUCGCUCAGUCGACAUCGGCGUUUCGUUUUCCUCUAAGAGGAUUGUUCAUCAUGGGGAUGUUUUCCGGACGAGGCGGGGCGUAUUUAUGGGUUCCUGGUUGGUUGGUCGCUUCUUUAUAACGACUCCUGUUUAACUCAGAUGGCUUUCACCAUUUUAUUUUUUUGAACUGUACUAAUUUAGAUUGUUUACCAUGCAGUAGUGCGUCAGGACACUACCUGACAGAGCAAAUUUUAAUAAAUAAAUAAAUAUGGGUUUACAUUUAAUUUUCUAUUUUGUUUUGGAUAUUUUGUUUGUAGCUGAUUUAAAGUUCUGUCCAAAUAAACAAAGACGCUUUUUGAACCUGGUAGAACCUGAAUUGCCAACGAGUUUAAUUGAGAAAGAAUGUAUAAAUCCAAAUAAGCACCCAAUCGCUAACGGCUAAUCUCCCUUCUCGAGGUGUUACUUUGUUGUGAACUUUUUGAACUGAUUAAAGUUGAGAAUUUUAUAACCACG